Molecule: messenger RNA, 1266 nt
Organism: Penicillium longicatenatum
Lineage: Eukaryota; Fungi; Ascomycota; Eurotiomycetes; Eurotiales; Aspergillaceae
Exons: 6
Coding region: 1-1266 (421 amino acids)
Biological process (GO): amino acid metabolic process; biosynthetic process
Molecular function (GO): transaminase activity; pyridoxal phosphate binding
Source: RefSeq, a predicted model, not a curated record
AUGAUAUCUUCUCGAGCCCUCAAAAAUGUCACUGAGCUGGGACGUCCAUGGCGAUUCACCCCUACACCGACCUAUGAUGCCGAUACCAAUCCUACGGGACUAAUCUCCUUUGGAUUGGCGGAGAACAGACCGAUGAGAGAAGAAAUCGCCAAGUACAUCAAUGAAAAGGUUGUCUUCACCACAGAUUCGAUCAGUUACCGCUCCACCGCAACUAUAAAUGCGCGAUUACCUGCCAUCGCUGCUGCCCAUCUGAAUAAAGUCUUGGGAGCUUAUACACCUAUCGUGCCCGAGCAUGUCUUUGUUGCUGAGUCCCCUACUUCCUUAGGUAACAUGCUUGGUUACAAUCUGGCUGAGCGUGGGGAAGCUAUUCUUGUCAGUCGACCAGUAUAUGGUCGAUUCGAGCUGGACUAUGGCGUUGAAGCAGGUGUUGAGAUUGUAUAUGCUGAUACAACAAUUGAUGAGGCCUUCGCUCCAACAUCGGUGGAGAAAUAUGAGCAAGCCUUUCAGGAGGCUAAUGAGCGAGGGGUGAGGAUUCGCGCUGUGCUUAUCGUUAAUCCAAACAACCCUGUUGGACGAUGCUAUCCAGCGGAUACGUUAAAAGCAAUCGCCCGCUUCUGUGAUAAAAACAACAUCCAUCUCAUCAGCGACGAAGUCUACGCCUCGUGUGUCUUUGAUUCCGGUGAUUUUGACGCCGUACCGUUCACUUCGAUUCUAGCGUUAGACCUCAAGGAAAUAAUCGACCCCAAUCUUGUCCAUGUUUUGUAUGGAUUCAGCAAGGAUUUUGCAUCUGGUGGUCUGCAUCUUGGCUUCUUGAUAACUCAGAGCCAGCAACUUGUUCAAGCAUGCAAAAUGAUUCUGCGACUACAUAGUGCCUCCCAAGCUGCCAUUACCAUUGGGACUACCAUCCUUGAUGACCAAGACUUCGUGUCAAGCUUUACAGCUAAAUCACGGGAAAGUCUAGCAGCGGGUUAUCGGCUGGUUACCUCCAUCCUGGAACAAGGAGGCAUCGAUUACGCUAAGGGAGGGAACGCGGGCUUCUUCGUCUACGUCAAUCUUUCGCCUUUCCUCUCAAAUGACGGUUCCCCAGCUCAGGAACAAGAAUUUGCUUUGGCGCAGAAGCUCGUCGAUGCGGGUGUUUUCCUUCAUCCCGGAGAGGAACACGGGAAGGAUCUUGGAUGGUUUCGUUUGGUAUUCUCGCAAGACGAAAACACUUUAAGAGAAGGUCUUAGAAGAUCUUUGUCAAAUUCGAUGCAAUACUAUGCAUGA